AUGGGUGUGGGCCCGUCGAAGCUUUGGCGGGUGCUCACCCUCGCAGAAAUGUUGAGCAGCGUGCGUUUUGUAUCCUACGCGGUAGACCAGCGCGAGCGGCGUGCGCUGCGUGGCAGACCAAAUUCUUCGGCGUUUCUUUUAAGGCUGUAGAAAAACCAUCUUCGCCGCAUUCCUGAAAGCUUGACUAUGGGACCAAGCAUUUUUCUUACUGAAGAGGUUAGAGGCGUGCGCCUUUAAGGUGAAAAGCCUGCUUUUUGGCGGCUUUGCCACACUUUCAAACGGUGGCGCCAACGCCGGACCGCCGUGGCCGCAAAACGCGGGCCGGCGUCGUGUCGUGGUUCUUAGCGGUGACUGGCUGGGCUGGACUCUCUUUUCUGCGUCAUUGAGUUCGGGGAUUCAGUGGCGCAGGCGUCUGGCAGCGGGGGCGGUGGCGCGCAGACGCCUGGCGACGUUGCCGCAAAAUCGGGCCGGCGUCGUGUCGAUGCUCUUGGCUGUGAGUCAUUAGUUGGGCCGGCCUCGCCGGCCUAUGUCAAAAGCUGCAACACAAUGGCGCCAGCGCAUGAGAGCGCGGCCGCCGCGGCAAUUUUUGAUGACGUCGCGUCGGCGUCAGUUCUUGGCCCUCGAUCGCUGGCUGGGCUGUCCUCCCCUUUCAUUCCAUGUCAGGGGUGGGGAUAGCGUGGCGCCUGCCUCUUUGUUCUCUGUCAAGUUCCUUCGGGCUGGUAUGGGACGAGGGGUGGCUCGUGAGCUGCUUCGCGCUGGUAGUGGUGCGGUGGGAUGGGUAUUUUGACGGCUCCGGGCUGUCAGUGGUGAGAGGGGUUCGGGCUGAUCGUGGGGAGAUUGGUGAAGCGGGUUCGGGUGGGCAGUGGGGGGAAAAGCUUGGCGGCAGUUGGUGAGGAAGCGGCGUGGCCAGUAAGUAAUGCGUGGAACAGGGUUCCAGUAGUUGCAGCCCGCCGCACAUUGUUGGACGCGCAGCCGCUUGCCCAUAGGUGUGCGAGCUACGCGCAAGGAACCGAGGGCCAGCCAUAGCGCCCAACAGGAAUCAAUGAGCUCUAAGACAUGGGGGAAACACAUACAGCAGAAGAGGACUAGCGGAUGCAUGAGGGGGCAGCGCAUGUGGUGGCUGAGCUGCUUGCCAUGUGAGGGGUUCGGGGCAUGCGGGGCGCCAGUCGUUAGAGCUGAGAGCUAAGGCCCUCCUUGCAUCUAUUUACCCCCCUGAAGUUCGCGCAAAUUUGGGAAGGGUUUCCUCCUUUGUCAGGCGUUUUUAGGAGGAACCGCCUCGAGCUUUUCAGGCUCUCGGUCUGUGGCCUCUUAUUCGUUUCUGAACCUGUUCGGGCUUUGCGUAGUUUGUUUGGUAGUUUUCGGGCGUGGUUCGUGCUUUUGUUUUCUGCCUCUCAGCGUGCGCUUUGGUGGGCUUUUUCUGGUGUCAUUGGGCUGGCUUUGGCUUGGGGUAGGGGGUUUUCUCUUUGUUCGUUGUGGCAUGAGAGUGAUCCAUCGGGGGCAAGCUUUGGCUGCCGCUCGUGGGAAGGGCGUGGAGGGUUGUCUUUUGUGUAGGUUUUCAGUCGUGGGAUGCCUCAGGCAGGUGAGCGGCACAAGGAUGGGCGCCUGGGGUGCGGUAAGUCGGGGCGAAGUCUUCAGGCGGGGCGCUUUCUGCGUGUUUGUUUCUUGGUCUUUUCCCUCUCUGUUUUCAGCUUGGUCGGGGGCUUCUUGGCAGGCGGCCGCGACUGUGCCAGGGGUGGGCCGGUGGUCAGUGCCGUGGGGAGUGUGGGGCGCUUUUAGUGGUUGAGCGCGCCAGAGAAUCCUCAAAGUGUUCAGCUGGCUUGCUUCUGAAGAGGUCGCAGCCGAAGUCGUUUCUUUUUGUUGGUGGUAGAAAAUUGGCGCUGCCGCUUUUUGUUUUAAAAACGUGAGCCAAAAGCCUUCGCCAUGUCAUUGGGGAAGACUAAAGUGGGCGUGGGCGCUUCUUGUCUUUAUUUGUUGUCUGUAGUCGGUUGAGAGUGUGACACUGUCACUGUUACCUUUUUGGCAACAUCUAGGCACUUUUUGCGCUUCUUUUUCGCUUGUUUCUAGUGCUGUCCCGCGACCUUCGGGCCGGGCCUUGUUGGUUUUUGGCGCGAUCUGACUGAGGGUUGCGGAAUUUAUUUUAAAAGAUACGCUAGAAGUUCCUUACCCAGAAAAUGCAGAAAAAUGAGUAGGCAAAUGAAAUAGGGCAAAGAUUGCCAGCGGGCUUGGUUUUGGUAGUGUUCUCUCAGUAGAGAGUUUUCCGACCAGAAAUAGAGGAAGUUGCUCGUCUGAAAGAGGGGCGCCUUCCUUUGAAAGCUUGACGCUUUUGAUUUAAGCUGUCUGCCUUAGUGAUUCAGUUACAGCGCGUCCCUACUACUGACGCACGCCGUGGCUGUUCGUGUCUUCUUUGAUUACCUGCCCUCCAUGGUUCAAUCCUUGAGCCUCAGAAAAUUCUGGAGCUAGUGGGGGGGCUGGCGUGUGGUCUUCGGCAAGCGGCUUCUUGGUGGUGUGCUGGGCUCGUGUCUCCAUACGAUACCAAACCACACCGAUAAAAGUUACGAAUGUUAUUAGCUGAACCUGAAGCGUUUCACUAUAUCGGUGGCUGCGUACUAUUUACGGCUUCACAAGCAACGCGCGGGAUCAAUCUAAGGGGGACGCUAGGCACUAACCUCGUAGGCAGGUCGCUCCUUCGCAUCAUGUAGCUGGGGCUCUUUCUUGGUCGUAUCUAUUGGGCGCAUUUCUUGGCACUCGUUUCACUCUAAACAAUUCCUUCGAAAGACCUUGCUGGGAUCGACUGGCCGACGAAGCUACGCGCUGCCGGUGGAGCUGCUGGCGGGGGGAGUUGUAUCCUGCCGUGACACUACCGAAAGACUUCGCACCCACGGUGAUUACGUAGAACAGUCUAGAGCUUUCGGGUGAAAAUAUCGCGGGCGUGUUUCGUUCUUUGCUUUUUAUCUCAUGAAGACCUUGCUGAUAUUGGCGGCCUUUUUGGGUGUGUGAGUUUCUAGCCCAUAUCUUCGCCGCGACUGUUGCCAGCAUGGUGGCCAAGCGUGGCGGCCUAUCAAUGUGCUCAAGAAGGUAUCUCCUUGCUUACGAAUUGCGGCUGCGGAGAGAGUGAGAGACGAGGAGUGAGCGCAAAAGCACGCUCACCACCCAGUUGGCACGGCGCCCGUUGGCUUUUGCCUCAGGGAGGACCUCUAGAGGAAUGGGCCACCGACUUCGAGCUUCAAAAUUGCCGCACAAAAGUCGCACGAUGGCAAGGGCUUGAGCUAUAUUGUGGCGCUUUUGCAAUGGGUGAGACGAGAGUGAGAGAAGCAAGGCGACAGGGGCCGUAUCCUCAGUGGUUGGGCCUCAGACUCUCCCUCCCUUUCUGAUUUGGCUUGGUCGUUGUUUGCAAAUUGUAACCCGAUAAAGCGAGCGCGUGGCCCGUCCUUACUCAUUUCUGAUCCAUUCUCUCAUAGUGGUCCACGUGCUGACACGCAUUGCGUGGCCCUCUAGUCUACAGCUUGGACUUCUGUCGAUGUGCGUGGUGGCUGCUAUACGAAACUCAGCGGCAAUUUCUUUGCCGGCCUUUAUGCCCGAGCGGUGGCUAAUCAUUCAAGGGCAGAAAUUUCCAAUAGCUGGCUGCGUGUGAAGGCUGCAGCAGAUGGGGCGCCUGCGAUCUCGAUUGAUCUAGCAAAGAAGUUGCUACUUCAUAAGCCGGGGCACCGGCUGGACCUAUAACCUAUACCCAUGCAUGCUAACGGCCCUCAGAUUCUUAAAAAUUGAAAAACACUCCCAGGCGACUAGUUGAAAAAGCCGCGAGCUUAGUACUGGGGGUGGGGUUUGUAGUGGUGGCAGAUAUAUUUUCUGUCUGAUGUGUUUCUUCUCGUUUUCGGCUUGGCAUAAGCUACCUGAUCACCACAGUGGGCCCUCUGACUCUGUACGACUUCCAUAGAGUUGCGAGUAAAGACUCGCCUCCUUCUUGGGGUGAGAUUUGUGACAAGUAUGGAGUCGGGCGCCCUUGUUGGCUUACUUUUCCAAACCAGCCGGAAUUGUUUUGAGUCAAGGCUCCCACACCGCUGGCAAAGUUUUGGGGCAUAGACUGCAGCAUGUAAGACAGGCCUACCAUACAACUUGAUACCAGCCAAGUUCUUUGGUGUCAAGAGUAGCCACCUGCGCAAGACCAUUGACAUCGCAGGAACCGGCGCCACGUCUGGGCAUACCCAUCGCGCCAGGGACGACUACAGAGGCAGGGCCGGCCUGGGUUCUUUGGUAAUAAGUAUGACGCACCAGCGUCAUACUGUUAAGAGACAAGUAGCAUCGUUAUGGCUGCUGCUCAUGUUAUCAGCAUACGCAGGAAUGCGGAGAAAGUGAAGGAAUUGGGAUGGGGUUUAUUGUUGUGCGCUGUUUCGUGUCAGAUGAAAGCUGCCAGGUAGUACUAGUUGCGCCUGGACUUAUGGCGUUUGCCGUUUUCUCAAGGCGUUUACUCCUUGGGCCGUUUUUUUAAAAACUAUUCUUACUCGGUCUAUCGUAUGGGCAUAACCUCCCAGACCUUCGAAAAACGCGGGCGCAUCACGUUCACGGUGAUCGGGUACACGCCUGCAGGGCUUCGCGUCUUUGCUUGCGUCUUUGUGGAAGGCACCAAGGUGGGAACAGUGGCGCACACUCUCUGGGACGUUGUCAAGCGUUGCCCCGUUGGCACGGUCGUCCUCGAUGUUGGUCGCGUGUGUUGCAAGCACUUGGCAGGGGACCGACGGACCGGCGGGGGAGUGGGUCCGCCAGGAGUGGGACUAUAGACACAGACCACCUGCGCCGAGUCUUCGUGGCUGGCCGGCUUUUCUCUAUUAAGCUGCACCGCUUUCACCUAUUCAAGCGGCCCCGCACCGGGGCGGGCAUUUCUUGCAAGCUCGCGGGCACGUUUUUGCACCUGGUCGGCGAGGUUCUGAGCAAGGACGGCGCGCGCGUGGUGGGGGGGGAGGCUGUUCUGCUCUUCUCUCAGUAUGAGCAUUUUGGGCACACCGGUCGGCCUCUCUUUACUUAGUAGCAAGAUGCCAGGGGUUUUUGCGUCUUUCAUCGGACACAUUUGGGCGGGAUGCGUUCAGGACACUGAUUUAGUCUGACAGUGCCAACGGCUGGGGCAGAAGCAGGAGAACAGAAGCCCGCCGACGAGAAGCGACGCGCCGGCUGCGGGGGCAAUGCGGUAGAACAGUGGCGCUCGCUCUUCAAGAGCUUCCUCCCCCGGCAGUUGGGUUGCAUAUCCUCGGCCGUGAUGGGCGUCGCAGUGGCGCGCGGUGUCUUACGUUUCAACUCUGACGACUGAGACAAGCGCUCGGGACGUGUUCGCAGUCGACUGCUCCCACGUCUCUCGUAUGAAGCAAAAGCGGACGCGCCUGCUGUCGUAUUUGGAAACGAGUCCCAGGAGCGUGCGCGCCUUCUCGGGGGCGUUGGAUUGGUUCCAGUCGAUGACGCCGCCCGGCUGAAACUCAGCAAGCAGGUCGCCCGCUUGCUUGUCAUGGGGGCAGGCCCUCGGUGUUUUGCAGCGCGUUGGCGCCUCUAAAAACCAACGCGACAGGCCUCUACGACGCCGCCCCGCCUCGUGUCCGCCGUGAUGAGGGUGCAUCGCCUUACUGACUCUGCCAAGCCUUAUCGGCGCUCGAGUAAAGCGCAGCGGGCCGCGCGAUGUCAUCGACAUCGGCCAACCCUGACGGAGCAAGCGCAGGCGCAGCAGCAUCGCCGCCGACAACCUUGGCAGGAGAAGACGGCACCGCACUCCUUUGCUUUGGGUGAAGAGGCGCAAUCGCUUGCCAGUGCAUUCAGCUGCGCAGCGUCUGGCGGCGCUGGUGGGGUGGCCAGUCUUGGAACCUUCGGCAGCAUGGUCGACGAGCAGGCCCAGGUGCCCGCGUCUUCUUCUGCUGUUCAGCAUCAGGCUACUUCGCCUGCGUCUAAGAGUGUGCCAGCGGCCUCGCCACAGGGAUCGGCUUCGGCCACUUCUACCGCGACCCCUACCGCUGCAGAAUCUAGGUCCCCUAUGGCGACCGCUGGCUGUAGCCUCUAGAGUAGCUCUGACUACCGCCGCAGCAUCUAGCUCUACUACAUCGAUAUCGUCGACGGCCGCCCCGUCUUCGGCGGCUCGGCUUGGUGUUCCUCCGCCUUCUGUCGUCGUAGGGUAGUGGGGGGAUCCUCUUCGGCUUUUUCCUCGCGUGGUGCUCUGUCGGAUUUAGGGGCUUCAACUGCAGGCUCCUCUGAUUCCUCCGCGUCGUCUGGUGUCGGUGUGGUGUGCAAGGUUUGCAAGGUUGCGCGCUUGGCUGAGGCAGACCCGAGAGCCCAUGGCGCUUGCAUCGGUGGAACCUGUCGGCCAUGAUUUGUCGGCCGCUGGGUCAACGCUUUAAAUUAACCCCAGAGCAGGCCCAAUCGGUUGCGCAGCUGGCGAACGCGAAGGCGCUCAUGGGUGGCGAUCUUUCGCUACCGCAGCUGGUGUGACGCGAUGCCAAGCAUGAAAAGAAGGUCGUAGAGGUGGCGAGAAAACUGGCGCCGGAAAUGGCUUGCGGGCUUUGUUUCAUAGUGAAAAAAAGCAAGAAGAACGGGACGCAGCGGCCUGGCAAGACGCAAGAGAAAAGGCCACAAAAAUAAAAAGCGGAGGCAAUAGAUGACGCCCUUGGCCUUUCUGAGGGUUUCAGGCUUUCUCUGUGGUGUUUUAUCCAAUCAACGUGCUGACUUUUUCGGUUUUAUUCUUUGCACCUUUUCCAUGGUUCUCGCACUGUGUGGGGUAGGUCGUUACUACGUAUUGGCGGGUCGCUUCGCGGGCGCGGGCCUCUGUUGCUCGUCGGUCGUUUUCGUUUCGCUGGCAACCAAGAGCAGGCCCUGGCCCUGUUGCUCUUCGGUCGUUUUCGCUAGCAACCACAGAGAAGAUCUGCCUCUGUUGCUCUUCGGUCGGUUUCCCUUUGCUGGCAGCCGGGGGCAAGCUCCUUCGCUGUUUUAAGGUCCUGGCCUUCUGUUCCAAGAUCCUGGCCUUCAUGCUGCUGCAAGAUCCUGGCCAUCUGCUGCGAGAUCCUGGCCUUCUAUUGCAAGGCCCUCCUCACUCUGUUUCAAGGUCUUUCCUCUGGGAGUUCCUCCUCGGUUUCAAGAUCUUGCUGUUGAAGGGCCGUCCUCUGUUUCCCGAUCCUUCUGCUGCAAGAUCUUUUGUGCUGUUGCGAGAUCCUUUGCGCUGUUGCAAGGUCUUUCCGCUGCGAGAUCCUUCGUUCUAUUGUGAGAUCUUUCUGUUGCAAGAUCCCUCUGCUGCAAGAUCCUUCUGCUGCAAGAUCUUGGCCUGCUAGUAUUGGUAUUGCAGGGCCCUCCUCUGUUUCAAGGUCCUUCUGCUGCUAGAUGGGCCUUCCUCUGUUUCGCGAUCUUUCUCCGUUUCCAAGGCUGUGGUAGCUGUGGUAGAUCCUGAAAGCAAGCCCGCCGACGAGAUCGAAAAAAAAAACGCCCUGCCGAAAGCUCCCAAACCCCACACCCCGGAACAAGAUUGACCAAGGGAGGCGCCGCUAUAGAUAUUGGAGUAGAAGGAGCGCGGGGCGGUGUUUUACUAGCUAUGAGCGCCCGACAACAUCCCUCCCACUGGGAUUCCCCUCCUCCCGAAGGUAGGAAACUAUCUAAGCGCGGCCUGUCUGCGUGGGUUUUGCUCGUCUUGUUUCUCUUCUUUCUUCAUCUCAUGGCCGAAAAUUUUCCACGUGUUUUCGUCGUCUUGGGAUUGAAUUCGCCGGGCUUGAAGUGCUAAAGUCCCAAAGUUAGUUUUUGACUUUAAGCACUUGCCGCGAAAUUCAAUAUCUUGGACUCGAAUUUUUCAAAUCUCGAAAAUUUUCCGCGUUUUUUCGUCGUUUUGGGAUUGAAUUCACCCAGUUGGAAGCGCUAAAGUCGCCGAGUUUUAACUUCUUGGACUCGGGUUUUUCAAAUCUCGAAAGUUUUCCGCUUUUUUUUGUCCUUUUGGGAUUGAAUUCCGUGGGGCUGAAGAAGUGCUAAAGUCCCAAAGUUUUUGACUUUAGGCACUUUGCUUCGCUGGGUUUUAAUUUCUUGGGUUAGAGUUUUUCAAAUUCCGAAAAUUUUGCGCGUUUUUUCGUCGUUUUGGGAUUGAAUUCUGUGAGUUUGAAGUGCUAAAGUCUCAAAGUUUUCGACUUUAGGACUUUCUCGGAGAUUCAAUGUCAUGGCCUCGAGUUUUCCUUAAGUUCGUGGCCUCUUCCUGGUUUCAGGGUUUCGUGCGUGGUUUCGUGGUUUCGUGCGUUGUUUCCUGGUUUCUUGGUUUUCUGGUUUCUUGGUUUCGUCCGUGGUUUCGUGGGUUUUCUGGUUUCUUGGUUUCGUCUGUGGUUUCCUUGUUUCGUGGGUUCAUGGGUUUGGGGUUCGGGGUUUGGUGGCUUCUGUGCCGGAGAGUUUGAGUCUGAAGAGUUCGAGGGGUUCGUUGUUGUAGAGUUUUUUUUUUGCUCUUUAAUACUAGACUUCAGCGCCCGAUAGCUCUCCCUCGCCCUCCACUAGAACCCUCCACCCCCUUCGAGCAUUUCCUUCGCCAAGACGCGCCUCCCCCGCUCCUCUUCCGCCAGCUCGCGACGCUUUCCUGGCGAAGUGGUCCGCGCCAGAGGAGUCGGGACAGAGGCGCCGCAGAAUUUAACAGAGGCGGCCGCUUCUGUCUCUGAGGUUUUUGAGAUGUCUCAAGGUUUGCUUGUUUCUGAAUUUAGUGCAGGGCUCUGGGUUGGGAGGCUGGGACUGAAUUCGGUGAAUUUGAAGUGCUAAAUUCCCAAAGUUUUCGACCUUAAGCACUUUCUGGGAGAUUCAGUCUCAUUCUUAGACUCGGACAGUUCAAAUUUCGAAAAUUUUCCCUGUUUUUUUCGUCGUGGUUCGUUUUGGGGUUCAAUUCUGUGAAUUUGAAGCGCGUAAACCCCAAAACUUUUGACUUUGCGCACUUUCUCUGAGAUUCAACUGCCUGGGCUCGAAUUUUUCAAAUUUCGAAAACCUUCCACGUUUUUCCGUCGUUUUGGGGUUGAAUUCGAUGAGUUUGAAGCGCUAAGGCCCCAAAGUUUUUGACUUUAAGCGUUUUCGCUAAGGUUUGACUUCCUGGACUCGAAUUUUUCAAAUUUCGAAAAUUUUCCGCGUUUAUUUCGUCGCUUUGGGAUUCAGUUCUGUGAGUUUGAAGCGCUAAAAAGUCCCAAAGUUUUUGACUUUAAGCGCUUUCGCUGAGAUUCAACUUCUUGGGUUCGAGUUUUUCAAAUUCCGAAAAUUUUGCGCGUAGAUUAUUUAUGAGCCCAUAAAUACAUAAACUUAUGAAGUUCAUAAAUUCGAAGCGCUAAAGUCCCAAAAUUUUUGAUUUUAAGGAAGCGCUUCCGCUGAGAUUCAAUUUCUUGGGUUCGAGUUUUUCAAAUUCCGAAAAUUUUGCGCGUAGAUUAUUUAUAAACUCUCAAACUCAUGGACUUCAUAAAUUCAAAAGCUCAGAAGUUUAUAAAUUCCUAAGCUCUUAAGUUCCUAAGUUAGUUUCUAAGUUCGUAAGUUCUUAAGUUCAUAAGUUCGUAAGUUCAUAGGUUUGGGGUUUGGAAGUGGGGGAGUGAGAGCUUGGCGGGGUUGUUGUAGAAUUGUUUUUUAGCUCUUUAAUAUUUUAGGUAGAAUAGAGGGCGUAUUAAGAUGAAGAGUGGGGGUAGCUCUAGAAGGGGUGUAACUGUCAGGUACGGGGGGGCUCACUCUCCUAGCAUGCCUAGGUGGAGAGCCUCUUACAGCACUCGCGGUUCACUGAGCCGCGACCGCGGGUCAUCGGCCCACCCCCUCCCUCACUCUUUCGCUGGUCUCUCUCUCUCUCUCGCUGGACUCUCUCUCGCCUCUCUCCCUUGGCUUGUCUCUCUCGCUCCCUUGGCUUCUCUCUCUCCCUCGUCUCUCUCCGCUUCCCCCUCUCCCCCUCUCUCGCUGGUCUCUCUCUCUCUCUCGCUGGACUCUCUCUCGCCUCUCUCCCUUGGCUUGUCUCUCUCGCUCCCUUGGCUUCUCUCUCUCCCUCGUCUCUCUCCGCUUCCCCCUCUCCCCCUCUCUCGCUGGUCUCUCUCUCUCUCUCUCUGAGGCCAGUAGGGUGGCUGGGACCAGUGCGGUUGAGAUGAUAGCUUUUCGGAAUGCGCUGGCAAGGUGAAUUUUUAAGACACAGCUUUAACCUUUGCAUUGCGCAGUGACUUGGGCCCCCGGAACGGCGCAGGGGGGCUACUGUUUAAGAAUGCUGCGUUUCAGGGUGCUCUGACCCAAUUCGUCGCGGCGAUGGUGCGAGGCCACAAAUCGGCACCCCGGGUGUGUGUGACAAAAUAUGAUCUCCGUAAACCUGGUAGCACGGUGUACUCCGCGGGCCCGUUUUUUGACCCCGCCUUCUACGUAGUGCGGGGCCUCAUUGGACGCCACACAAGUGAAGCUACAGAUCUUUGGUGCGGCAGUCCGGAUCUCGAAAGCAAAUGGAUAGCAAUAUGGCACGAGAAAAAGGUGCAUUACUCGCAUAGUUUGCGUGGUUGGUUUUUGAGUGGACCGAAGGUCGAGACAGGAGUUAGACGGGAGUGGGUGAUGAGUAAGGAUCUAGUUGAAGAAGCCGGCGGGGAUUUUAAGCUCGUCGAGCAGAGAAUUGAAAGCGAGUCAAAGGGGGGGCCACGUAGUUGGGUAGAGGUGAGCGUGAAGACUUCGGAGCCACACGGAAAAGAAAGUCCAAAGCUGGCGCUCUCUGUAGUGGGAAUCACUGCGUAGGUAAUAGGUGAAUGUUGUAGCAUUUGAUAUUUCGCUUGUUCUCACCUUCUCGGAGAACUUUUGUGAAUUUGAAUAUAUAUCCCAGGGUUCAGGCUAGCCCCCCCGAGCGCGGGGGGGGCGUGGAUCCCCGGCCCCCUUUGGAGGCGGCUGCCAGGGGUGGAAGGCUUCCAAAGGGGUGCAGGGAGCCUCCUCCGCUCCCUUCCAGCUGCCUGCGUGCACCCUGCAGCCUUCCUCGCUGCUGGCCCCUCGCCGCAGGAGCAGCACCAGGGUGCCGGCGGUGGACGGCCUCGGAAGGCGGCAAAAGGUGCAAGGCCGGAUCCCCUGCGCCGCGUGGCUUGUAUCAUUCGGGCCCUUGGUCACUCAUCGGCCUGCUGGCGUUUGCCGCGCAUUUGAUGAGGGCAACCCAGCAAGAGGGGCCAGGCCUCGAGGCCGCGGCCGCCUUCGGCGGCCUUCUGCCGCGGAGCCUUCUGGCUUGUGAGGCUCGGCAGAGGCCAGGACGCCUUUUGGGAUGAUGCCGAGAGGCGUAAGGGGCCGCCCGCUCCAAGUUUUCACGCCUUCCGCCCCGAGAAUCCGCGAAAAGCAGCGCGGAAAUGAGCGCGCAAGCCAGCGCCACCGCAGGGCCAUCCACAGGGGGGGGCUAGCUUUGCGCCUUUGUAUCAUAUUGAUAUAUAUGGACUGUAUUUGUCCUAGGGCUGAACGGUUCCUCCCCUGUGGCGGCGCUCGUGCGCUAUUUUCCCCGCUGAUCUUCGCGGGCGCUAGUCGUGCUCGUGGGAGGCGUCAAAACUGGGCGCGGGCGUCCUCUUGCGCCUCUCUGCGUGUUCUGUCCUCAAGAGCCUCCUGGCCUCUGCUAACCCUCGCAGGGUGGAGGCCUCGGGGGUAUGUAAAUGGCCGCCUUCGGCGGCCGCGGAGGCCUCAAGGGCAAACAAGCUGGUGCCCAAGGGUCUGGAGGGUACGGGCCGCACGGCUAAGGGGGUCCAGCGCCUCGCCUUGUGGUGCCUUCGGAGGCUUUCUACAUCUGGCGCAUAUAGGGCACUGGCAGGCAGCUGGAAUGGGGCGGAGGCGGUCCCCUGGGCCCCUUUUGAAGCCUUCCGCCUUCUUCGGAGGCCUGUAGGGUACUGCCAGGCAGCUGCAAGGGAGCGGAGCGGGCCCCUUGGGCCCCUUUUGAGACCUUCCACCCCCGGCAGGCGGCUCUUGAAAGGGUCAGGGGCUACCGGUGCCCCUCUGUAGGUAGGGUGGGCUGAACGCCGUAGAGCUGUCCAAAUUAGUCCCCGUGCGUAGCUCUCUUAGUAUAAGGGUGACCCUCUUGCCCUUCUUUGACCGACGCGCGACGCGUCGCGCGCGAUGCCGCUCAGUGCUCUGUGGGUCGAUCAGGGCUUCAUGGAUCGGCGUCGAUCAGUGAUCCACGGCUCGGCCAGUGAUCCGUGGCUCGAUCAGUGAUCCACGGCUCGGCCAGUGAUCCGUGGCUCGAUCAGUGAUCCACUGACGUGGUCGAUUAGUGUUCCGGGGAUCGAUCAGGGACCCCCGGAUCGAGCAGGGAUCCGCGGAUCGAUCAGUGGCCCGCGGCUCGAUCUCGAUCGGUGUUCCGUGGGUCGAUCAGUGAUCGACCUACGGAUCGCCAGCGAUUCGCGGACCGGUCAGCGAUCCGCGGAUCGAUCAGUGGCCCCCGGAUCGGUCAAGGAUUCCCGGAUCGGUCAAGUGCUCGCGGAUCGAUAAGUGAUCCCUGGCUCGAUCGGUGACCCGCGGAUUGAUCAUUGACCCGUGGAUCGAUCAGUGUGCCGUGGAUCGACGGGGGUCGGUCAGUGAUCUGUUGAUCGAUGUCGAUCUGUGACCCGUGGAUCGAACAAGGGCGCGCAGAUCGAUCAGUGAUCCACGGAUCGGUCAUGGAUUCGCGGAUCCAUCAAGGACCCGCGGAGCGAUCGAGGAUCCACGGAUCGCUCAAGGAAGCGCGCGCUGCUUCGUGCUGCGUCACGCUUGAAAUUGAGCGCAGAAAUCUCGCCCGCGCCCGCAGCUCUCGGCGUCACGCGGUGGGCGUCACGCGUCCCGAACAGCUCUGCGGCGUGCCGUAAGUCCCACGGUGCCCUCCCUGCGCUAGGCGUGGCACCGUCGCCCUGCGCCCUGGAUCAUAUAUAAAAACUGAAUGGUCGGGCAUCUUUUGUGUAUCGCGCUACUUAAUUAGGGUCAAAGCGUUACUACAUGAAAAUGUUCAGCGUCUUCAAUCUCCCAUCAUUGUGGCACACCGAAAAAUUUUCUCGCUCGCUUACCAAUCUUCAUGUAUGCACUUUCUUAUUUGGAAUCACUUUUACUAACUUCAACUUCAUCCUUCCUUGUACAGACACACUUGACAUCGGCUUAUAUGUUUUUCCUUGGGCGAAUGUUAUUUUGGAUGACGAAUGUUUGAAUGUUUUUGAUCUUUUGAGAGUGCAUUGAUUGGCACUUAUUGGAAAAACUGAUCAGGGAGUCCAUACACCAUGACCGUUACCACGAAUGACUAUCUUGUGCUAUCAUCUUUGUAGUUUGGCACGAAUCCAAGGAUGCAUGGCAGGUCACACGUUGAGGUAUUCACAUUCAAAUGGAUUGCUUGCUGUUCGCCACUUCUAUUCAACAUGUAGCCAGGAAAAUGGCACCCACUCAGUCAGGGUGCAAAUGAGUGCUCAAGUAUAGGGCUGUGAAGUUUCUGAAGAUCAUUUGCAGUGGG
Molecule: messenger RNA, 13399 nt
Organism: Amoebophrya sp. A25
Lineage: Eukaryota; Dinophyceae; Syndiniales; Amoebophryaceae
Source: the annotation of a GenBank genome assembly